Messenger RNA from Melospiza georgiana, 1380 nucleotides. It is a transcript of the gene SRPX2, whose product is annotated as sushi repeat containing protein X-linked 2. The transcript has 10 exons. The record is from RefSeq and is a predicted model, not a curated record. The coding region runs from base 1 to 1380 and encodes 459 amino acids. NCBI's taxonomy places the organism in Eukaryota, Metazoa, Chordata, Aves, Passeriformes, Passerellidae.
AUGGCAGCCCCGGUGCUGCUGCUGGCCCUCGCCAGGCUGGUGUCAUCCACGUGGCACGAAGGCUCUGGCUACUACCUGGAGAGCCACACCAACGAGGUGUACGCGGAGGAGCCCCCGCCUGAGCCCGCCCCGGAUUACCGCCGAGUGCCCCAGUGGUGCGCCACGCUCAGCAUCCACCGCGGAGAGGCCGCCUGCUACUCCCCGCGGGGCAGCUCGUACCGCAGCAGCCUGGGCACCCGCUGCGAGCUGAGCUGCGCCCGCGGCUACCGCCUGGUGGGUCCGAGCGCCGUGCAGUGCCUGCCCAGCCGCCACUGGUCGGGGAUGGCCUACUGCCGACAAAUCCGGUGCCACGUGCUGCCCGCCGUGCUGCGGGGCUCCUACGUGUGCUCGGCAGGCGUGCAGAUGGAUUCCCGCUGCGACUACACCUGCCAGCCCGGCUACCAGCUGGAGGGCGACCGGAGCCGCGUCUGCAUGGAGGAUGGGCGCUGGAGCGGCAGCGAGCCAGUCUGUGUAGACCUGGAGCCUCCCAAGAUCCGCUGCCCAGACUCCCGGGAGCGCAUCGCAGAGCCGGGCAAGCUGACGGCCACCGUGUACUGGGACCCGCCCCGGGUCAGGGACUCUGCUGACGGUGUCAUCAAGAGGGUGACGCUGCGGGGCCCGGAGCCCGGCUCGGAGUUCCCCGCAGGAGAGCAUGUGAUCCGCUACACCGCCCACGACCAGGCUUACAACCGCGCCAGCUGCAAGUUCAGCAUCCGCGUCCACGUGAGGCGCUGCCCUGUCCUCAAGCCCCCGCAGAACGGGUACAUCUCCUGCACCUCCGACGGCAACAACUACGGCGCCACCUGCGAGUACCUGUGCGACGGGGGCUUCGAGCGGCAGGGCACCUCCCUGCGGGUGUGCCAGUCCAGCCAGCAGUGGACGGGCUCCCAGCCCCUCUGUGCCCCCAUGCAGAUCAACACGGACGUGAGCUCGGCCGCCAGCCUGCUGGAUCAGUUCCACGAGAAGCGCCGCCUCUUGGUCAUCUCGGCCCCCGACCCCUCGAACCGCUACUACAAGAUGCAGAUGUCCAUGCUGCAGCAAGCUGCCUGCGGGCUGGACCUGCGGCACGUCACCACCGUGGAGCUGCUGGGACAGCCCCCGCACGAGGUGGGGCGCAUCCGGGAGCACCGGCUGGCCCUGGGCAUCAUCGAGGAGCUCAGGCGCUACCUGCACCUCACACGCUCGCACUUCAACGCCGUGCUGCUGGACAAGGCGGGCACGGACCGCGAGCGCUACAUCGCCCCGGUGAGCCCCGACGAGCUGUUCGUGUUCAUCGACACGUACCUGCUGAGCCCGCGGGAGGCGGCGCGGCGGGCACAGAGCGGGGACCCCUGCGAGUGA